Messenger RNA from Pochonia chlamydosporia 170, 927 nucleotides. RefSeq names its product inorganic pyrophosphatase. The transcript is spliced from 5 exons. Bases 1 to 927 code for a protein of 308 amino acids. Gene Ontology annotation, molecular function: magnesium ion binding; inorganic diphosphate phosphatase activity. The record is from RefSeq and is a predicted model, not a curated record. Gene Ontology annotation, biological process: phosphate-containing compound metabolic process. Lineage: Eukaryota; Fungi; Ascomycota; Sordariomycetes; Hypocreales; Clavicipitaceae. Gene Ontology annotation, cellular component: cytoplasm; nucleus.
AUGGAUUCCCGAGUCGCUUAUGGCGUCCACAAGAAUGGCGCUCCCAACACCAAGAGCUACAAGGUCUACAUCAACCAGCACUCUAAUGUGAAUGGUCAGACUGUCUCCAAGAUCAUCUCCCCUUUCCACGACAUUCCUCUGUAUGCCAAUGAGGAGAAGACCAUUCUCAACAUGGUUGUUGAGAUUCCACGAUGGACCAAUGCUAAGCUUGAGAUCUCCAAGAAGGAAGACCUCAACCCCAUCUUGCAGGACGUAAAGGGCGACAAGGUUCGAUUUGUUCGCAACUGCUUCCCCCACAAGGGAUACCUGUGGAACUAUGGUGCUUUCCCCCAAACUUGGGAAGACCCCACCCACAAGGACGGCAACACCCAGGCCUUUGGUGACAACGACCCUCUUGACGUUUGCGAUAUCAGCGAGUUUGUUGGUUACACUGGACAGGUCAAGCAGGUCAAGGUUCUUGGCAUCAUGGCUCUCCUCGAUGAAGGAGAGACGGACUGGAAAGUCAUCGUUAUUGACGUCAAGGACGCUCUGGCCCCCAAGCUCAACGACAUCGAGGAUGUUGAGCGCCACCUGCCUGGUCUGAUGCGCGCCACUAACGAGUGGUUCCGUAUCUACAAAAUCCCUGAUGGCAAGCCUGAGAACCAGUUCGCUUUCACCGGCGAAUCCAAGAACAAGGCAUUCGCCAAUGGCAUCAUUGAGGAAUGCCACAACGCCUGGAAGGUCCUCAUCAAUGCCCAGACCAAGCCCAAGGAGAACUCGGACGAGAACCCUGGCGCCAAGAUCAAGAUUACCAACACUACACAAGCCGGCACUCCUGGUUACACCCAACAGGCCCCUCCCGUGGCUCCCCACGAGGAGCUCCCUCCUAAGGAGGUUACUGACACCAAUGUUGACAAGUGGUUCUACAUUAGCGGCGCUUCUGCUUAA